ACAUCAUCAAAUCGAUGCAGGUCUCGAUAGUUUCCAUGUGUGUUUUUAACACAGCCCAGGAAAAAUGUAAAUAACGUAAAUUUCAAUCAUCGAAGGCUUUGUUUCCGCUUCGCAUUGUUGUCCUAGAACUUUAACAGUCUGUCAACAGAAUUACCUGCUACACAUUCAUUUAGACACAAUUGGCUCAGAGAUACUAUUUUUCAGAUGUGAUGUCUACAGAUGUUAAAUGGUAAAUCAUUUCUGCUAUUGUGGAAAUGUUCUUCACAAAUUGCGAGUGUUGGGAGUGUACCUUGGUGCAAAUAAGUGACGUGCAUGUGCUCGUUCGGCUGUGCGAUGACUCUUGGGUGUUUCGUGACAUUUAAUUGAAGGAGACUACAAUUAAAUUUAAUACGAAGUACUACUAUGUAGAAAACAUAAAUCUUGUUGUUCGGUGACAGUUACUCGUUUUCCACGCCUAUCCACGAAGAAAGUGUCCACUGCCGACAGUAUUAAUGGAAAUGAACAUUUUGGAAAAUGUCAAAAGGAAAACUACGAACUAUCACCGACGUCUGUGCAGACUGCGGUUCACAAGACCCUGCUUGGGCAUCGGUGAAUAGAUGUGUUGUCCUCUGCGAUGACUGUUGCUCUGUACAUCGGAGUCUGGGGCGACAUGUAUCACAAAUAAAGUCCCUUCGGCGCAGUGUGUGGAGUGCUUCACAGCUUCUGUUAUUGCAGUCACUGAACAGCCACGCUGUUAACAGUGUAUGGGAGCAUGCACUGCUGGAACCUGGGCGACUGGCUAGUCACCGCAAACCGCAUCCAAGAGACCCAUUGCAUCCAAAGAAAACUGACUUCAUCCGAGCAAAAUAUCUGCAUCUUGCAUUCGUAUUUAGACCAGGGAAAGAUGAACCUCCCCUUCAGGAAGAUGAUUUAAGCCAGCAGCUGCAUUCCAGCGUGCGGACUGCCAAUUUGGAGACUAGCCUUCGCCUUUUAUCACAGGGGGCAGAUCCUUGUUACUUCCAUCAGGAGAAGGGUACAACUCCUCUUCAUGUAGCUGCAAAAGAGGGACAGACCUGCCAGGGAGAGCUGCUUAUUGCGUGGGGAGCUGAUCCUAUGGCUCCAGAUGCACAUGAACAGACACCAGUUGACUAUGCAAGGGCAGCAGGUCACAGAGAUCUGGCAGAGAGGCUAGUGGAGUGCGCAUAUGAACUGACAGACCGUUUGGCUUACUACUUGUGCUCUCGUCGACCUGACCAUGUGGCUGGUCAGCACUACAUCAUACCUGAGAUGGCGGAUCCACUUGAGCUCUCAGAACUGUCAAAAGUUGCCCGCAAAAAGCUGCAGCAGCUGCCAAACCCUGUAUUUGAAGAGUUAGCAAUGGAUGUGUAUGAUGAAGUUGAUAGAAGAGAAAUAGAUAUGAUUUGGCUAUCAUCUCAUCGAGGCAGUAAUGCGACAGUGCCUGCUGAUUGGUGUUCUGUGGUUCCUUUCCUCCCAGUGAAUCCAGAAUACUCAGCGACACGUAAUCAGGGUCGUCAGAAGUUAGCCCGAUUUAGUGCCCGUGAAUUUGCUACGCUUAUAAUAGAUAUAUUAGCCGAUGCACGUCGACGGCAGAAUAGCACUGCCACAACGUCUUCACUUGUGAUUUCACAAGAAGCUGUAGGGGGUAACAAAUAUCAGCACCGGCAGCAUCCCAUGGAAGCAUCAAAAUCAUCAGUAAUGUCAUCAUCCAGGCAUCCAAUUCUGUCUGCUAUUGCAGGAACAAAACAUCGCUCUGAGGUGUCUGAUGAUGAACCAUUAUAUGAUAGUGUUGCAUCAGAUGAAGACUAUGUAGGAACAGAUCAACUGAAAUUGCUCCCUCAGCAAGCACAGUCCGUGAAUGAAUCACAGAAACCACAGGAGAAGAGGCAAGAAGAGAAAAGCAGUUCUGACAAUGUUGAUUCACCUGUGUCAGAAAUUUCUAAGGACCAAUCUCCUUCAACGUCAGAGGAGAACAGUACUGCAUCUACAAUAGAGCAUACACUUCGUUUGCAGCUUGCUACUUCAGAAGCAAGAAUGGAUGAACUCAGAUUGCAACUGAACAUUCUACAAUCCACGGUCAGCAGCUUACUUGCUGAAAAUCAGGAACUUCGGCAGUUGCUGCAGUCAGCAGGUCUCAAUAUUCCCACAGUCGCCUCUCCUCAGCCUAAUGGUUAUGAACCUGUUCAAGAUAUGAGGGGUCGCUCUACCAUUCAGCGACCUGCAUCCAUGUAUGAAACACGGGAGGGGAUCAGGAGCGCUGUUUCUAUCAUAAACAAGAAGGAUUCAUCGGGGGACUAUGACUGCCCUUCAGGACCUGUUCGGCCUGCUGUCACCCAAAGUCUGUAUAGCAGUAGCACUGUUGGAGGUGUUAUGCCUGUUAGUGAGGAAGUUAUUAGGCGAACUGACCAAGUAACGAAACGAAUACAGGAGUUGGUUGUGUCAAUGCAAGGAUCUGCUGGUUGUGAUGCUUUUGUGCCUUGUGCUGAAAGAAUAAGAGUUGCUGUUGCAGAACUUACUGCUAUAUUUCCACAGAAUCCUCUUGAUGAGCAUAUCCGUAUACCACUUCGUCAGCUGAAUGGCAACACAGCUCGCCUACAGACAAUUUGUGCUAACCUGCAGAGAUGCACUGGAGAGACAGAUCGGUCAUAUUAUCUUCAACAAGUACGUUCCUGUGCAUAUGACAUAGCAAAAGCAACAAAGCAGUUAGUGACAUACACUCCACAGUGAUUAGUCUGUUGAUAAGUGAUAAGGUGAUAUAUUUCUGCAUUUUAUUUUUGUUUCUAUGAAAAUACAAGGUACACUUUAAAUUUGUAGCUCUGUAAGAAGCAGGUGAAAUAUUCCAGCAGUGAAAAAUCAGUGGAAGAAAAAAAAACCAACUAUACAGAUGGCACAUACUGAUGACUGCUGAUAGGGAUGGCACAUAUUGAUGACUGCUGAGAGGGAUAAGUCAUGUUGAAAACGAAAAUAUCAUUAUUCCAGUUUUUAAUGAACUCCACAAUAAUUUCUGCAUGCAGAUAGAAAGUACAGCCUCAUGGCUAGAUGAGUUUUGUUUCUAUGCUUCAGAACCUCCAGUAUAUGAACAAAUACUAAUAUGUAUAUAGAUACUAUCUGAGCAGUGUAGAAUUGCUGCUUUACUGAGUUUGUCUGACUUUGGUUAUGUUAAUCUAUCAUAUGCUGUUGUGUCUGUUUAGUUGAAAAACUUCCAUUGACUUUUUGCCAGUCAGCUUAUUAAUCAGUGAUUGUUUACAAUUCCAAUAAGUGAAUGUUCUGAAAGUUGAAGGCAUAGUGAGGCACAGAAUGAACAUGGAAUCAACAAGCUAUCUUAUUGAAUUACUUGUUGGAUUAACAAGAUAAAAAUUGAGAAUUAUAAAAAUUUAUUUUUGUUUGGUUCUCAAAAUCUUCCAGAGGCACAAAGUAUGAGCAGUUUGGUGCACAGUUGUCAUUGUUACUCAGUCCAUAGAGUUUGUCAUUAGUGUCUGAAUUAUAUAGUCUUCCUCAGUUUUUAUUUAGUAUGAGACAAAAAGUUUCAACGGUAUUGUUGUAAUAGGUGACUAUAUGAAUGUCUACUGUGUUGGUGCUUCCCUAGUGGUUUAUGUGUAAAUUUAAAGUGCUGGAAAAUUGGUAUUUUGUAAAUGUCAUGAUCCUAAUCCAAAUUUUAGUAAUCAGUCUGACCACAUAAGGUAUGUGCAUUAAUGAAAGUACGUGAGUGCAUGUGCAAACAGUUAAAUGAGUAUAUUUUUAUUGUGUGACAUAUUUGAAGACUAUUUUCAUCGGACAAACUGCAGAAAUUGCAGCUUGUGAAAUUUGUGUGUCCUAUUUCUGUAGUUGAACAGAGCAACAGAAUAGAUUAAGUUGAAUUGUCAAAUUGUUAUGAUAUCACUUCUGUUUUCAUGUGGCCUUUAACACUGAAUUACGAACGUGGUUGGAAUGGGGGAGGGGGGCUGCUUUGUUAAAUGAUGGAGCAGCAAAUUAAUUUUCUAGGUACUUCAUGAUACGUAAUAAGCAAUUGAAUUACAAUGUAAUUUAGAUUCUAAACAAAAUUUGGAAAUCCCACCCUUAACUCUUCAUGGCUGUUAGUGGUAAACGAAUUACGUAGGUGGCAAAUAAAUUACGGAGUAAUUUCAAAAGUGUUGCCCUGAUCAUGAGUUCUUAUAUCCAUAAAACUGACAUCAGAACAUGUCUUACAAAGUGUGGAGGUAACUGCAAAAGGGAUUUGAUGGAUUAAUUAGAGAAUAACAUCCUUCAGCUGGCUUCCACUUGGAAACUGACACUGCGUGAUAUGUGUAAGUUGCUACUUGAUAACCUGUAAAAAGUACCAAAAGAUAAUUUUAACAUAAUGGAUGAAUGAAAGUGGCUGGAAGUGUGUGUUUUGCCCUUUGUUGUGCAUAGAUCACAAUUAACUAGUGGAAAUAUUGUGGCAGAAUCUACCCAUGUCAAAUAAUCGCUAAGAGUAAAAGUGAACUGAUAGUUGUAAUCCGUAACUGAACCUGUUUGGUUUGGUAACCCAUAAUGGCAGCUACUAAUUAUUUUUUAACUGUUGAUCCAGUUACUAAAAAUGAACACUCUCAUAAUGAUACAUUAAUGUGGCUACUACCAGAAUCAAUGUAUCAGCAAUGAAUAUUUUUAAGUUGUAGAAUGUAAUGUUUUCUUAGAGAAAUUUGAAAGCAAUAAGCGAUUUCAGAAAAUCGGUACUAUUUAGCCACUGGAUGAAAGCUGUUCUGAGUAACUAAUCUGCUAGAAAGUUCUGCUAAUUCACCGGUCAAGAACAGACUUCAAAUAAAAACAUAGAAUUUAAACUCUAGAUACUGUGAAUUGUGUGAUAGUGAGUGUCAGUUGCAAUAGUGGCUAGGGAAGACAUACUGUUAAUGACAUUCAGCGAAGAAAGAGUUUUUAAUGCAACAAGGGAGGUGGCAGUCUAAAAGAAGUUGCAAAUUAAGCAAAAAAAAAAAAAAUAAGAUGAUGAAAUAGACAAAUUUAACUGUAUAGUAAGAAUUGGAAGAAGAAACA
This is a messenger RNA of Schistocerca americana (American grasshopper), 5004 nucleotides long. RefSeq names its product ARF GTPase-activating protein GIT1 (gene Git). The record is from RefSeq and is a predicted model, not a curated record. Gene Ontology annotation, biological process: regulation of ARF protein signal transduction; brain development. Lineage: Eukaryota; Metazoa; Arthropoda; Insecta; Orthoptera; Acrididae. Gene Ontology annotation, molecular function: GTPase activator activity; protein binding. The transcript is spliced from 13 exons. The coding region runs from base 514 to 2724 and encodes 736 amino acids.